AUGAGCUUGCAUGGCGACAGGGCCAAGGCCUGCAAGGCUCAAUUGCCAAGGGCACAGGAACUGCACAAGUACGCAGCAGGAACUGAGCAGGCAGCUUCCCGAGCUCGCAGAAGUUUCCAAAACUCGUCGGGACAUGUGGCCAGUGCCUGGCUACGCGCACUGGCAGCUUGCAGCAGAGUACUUAGCCUUGCAUGCGAGCCCGACUUAAAGGGAGCCUCAACUGUGAUAAGCUCCUGCAGAUCGCGAUGGACGGCCGCGGUGGCCGUCGCAAGACACUGCCAACGACUUGGCCUACAAACAGACAUCAUCCUUCAAAGCACGGUGGUGACUGCCUGUGAAAGGGGCGCCAGGUGGGAGCAGGGACUGCGGAUCAUGGAGGACGCAUGUACAAAAAAGCUCCGGCUGGAUUCCGUUGCUUUCAGUUCCGUCAUCAGUUCCUUUGCCAGUGACCGAAGGUGGCUGAAAGCAGUCUUUGGCUUGAACAACAUGCGCGAGCAGACGGUCAGACCAAAUGUCAUCUCAACCAAUGCCGCGAUAAGUAGCUGCGACCGCGCCGGUCAGUGGAAGACAGCAUCAUCAGUAUGUCGUGCGGCCGUCAUUCUUGGAACAGAGCUCGACACUAUUUCUUGCAAUUCGCUCUUAAGUUCAUGCACGGCCACUGCCCCGUGGUAUCGUGCUGUUGCCUCGUGUGUCGAGAUGUCAAAAGCUUGUCAGAGCGACCUCAUCUCAUACAAUGUGCUAAUGACCAUCCACGAGAAGGCCAGGCUCUGGCAGCGGGGUUUGCGGUUGCUGUCCGAGUUGUCCACAUCUGGGGCUCGCCAUGACAUCAUCACCGUCGGUGCCGUUGCUGGUGCAUGUGCUCGCACUACGCAGUGGGAACAUCCCUUACUGCUCCUGCGGCAGGCAGCCUUGGAAGGCAUGCGCGCCAACAUUGUGCUCUUCAGCAUGGCUGUGGAUGCUUGUGCAGGAGCUUGGCAAACUGCCAUGGCAUUGACACUGGAGGCGUCAUUUGGUCUGCGCUUGGAUGCAAUCAUCCUGAACUCUGCCAUGAUGGGUCAUUCCUCAUGGCCACAAUCCUGGGCAAUCCUGGCAAGCAGCAGGCGGAGUUCAGUUGAAGCUGAUGUCGCAAUGACCAGCACGGCGAUAGGUGCGGGUGUCAGAGAUUCCAUUUGGCCAUGGGCGCUAUUGAUGUUGUAUCGGCUGCAGCUCGGGUCCCAGGAGACGGACGUGACACUGCAGAACACGGUGAUCGCUGCCUGCGAAAAUGCGUGCUCCUGGGCGCACGUGCUUCGAUUGUCAACGAGCGGACUGCGGCCAGACACCUUGACGGUCAGCUCGCUCCUGCGUGCAUGUGACUACGCCGGGAGGAGCUUGCAGGUGCAGUUGCUCUUGGCAGAGCUUAGCCCAGAAGGCCUUGAAACUUGUAAGCUUAUUGUAGGGCGACCUUGA
Molecule: messenger RNA, 1449 nt
Organism: Symbiodinium necroappetens
Lineage: Eukaryota; Dinophyceae; Suessiales; Symbiodiniaceae
Source: the annotation of a GenBank genome assembly